This is a messenger RNA of Maylandia zebra (zebra mbuna), 1567 nucleotides long. Lineage: Eukaryota; Metazoa; Chordata; Actinopteri; Cichliformes; Cichlidae. The record is from RefSeq and is a predicted model, not a curated record.
CUGAAACCCUAUAUUAGCUUCUUUUUUUCUUUUAGUAGCCAGCACAAGUGGUGUGGAGUAAGCACACCAUAAGUUGUCUUUACGCUUCUAAGUGCCUAAACCUUGACUGACUAGCCUUAAAUACUCGUUAGUUUUGCAUACAUUUUCGAAGUGCACACAAACCUUAAAGCCAGACCUGCUUGGUCUGCUCUCAAAUUAAUUGCAGACCUGCUUCUGGGCAGGCUCCUCCGCAGAUAUGACACGAAGCAUAGAGGAAGAGCCUUUGGUGGAUGGGCCCCUGAUCUCUGCGGAUGCCCUCCACUCUGCCAUCAGGAGAGAGUUUCAGACUGUGCCAACACACUGCCAUGCCAUCCUGCUGACUCUGCUGAAUGUGGUUUAUGUUGUGUUGUCUGUCUGCGUGGCAGUGCUGUGUGUAUUAAAAUUCGGCCAAGAGGAAGUGUGUAAGAGUAUUUUGGGGAGAGUCCAAGGCGACAGCGUCAUCGUGUUCGCAAAGUCAUGUUUAUGGAUUCUGGUGCUGGUGUUCACAGGCUGCGUGCAUCACCACCACAGUCGUGCUCGGAGCAGAGGAUACCUGCGGUUUUACAGACAAAUGCAGAGGCUGAAACAGGUGCCGUUCAUCAUACACUCUGCAGGAAACGCUCUGCUUAUGACUCUUCUGGCUGCGAGAUUACCACAGACUGUACACGUCUACGUGCUGCUCAGUAUUCUGGGAUUUGAGGUCUUGUUGACAUUGCCAUACCUGCUGUAUUACAUAGUUAAAGUGAUGCGGUUCAACAGAGAGCGCGCUGCACCAGAUGUGAGCCAGGAAGAGCUUUCACACACCUACAGCGUCACCAACGCACCGACUGAGACGGGAUUCAGAGGAAGCUCUAAUCUGGAGGAGGUGGUGGAGAAACAGGCCGAUCUGAUCGAGUACCUGAAACAGCACAACACCAUACUGAGCAAGAGGCUGCUCAACCUCACUGCACAGCACUAACCACAGUUUGGCCUCUUCCUCGAUGCCAGACGAGGACACCCUCCAACACUCUGGGGAAAAAGAGCCUGAUCAUUUAACUCUACAAGGAAUUUUAAAAAAGCAAUUGGAGGCUUUAAAAGAAGGGGAAGCUGUGGGCAAAUGCACCUGUACACACAGACUGAGUGAGAGGGCUCCUCUGUGGGGCAUCUUCACCUGAAAUGGACAGAUAAAGGAGGAGGAGGUGAACUGAAAGCGGGAGGGCAGUUAAAGAGGCAGAGGGGAGAAGUCGUGGGUCACAGAUCAGAGGUGGGCGGGGGGGUUAUCACUGUGCCACGACCCCCGGUGACCCACGUGUGCUGCCGCUUUUUGUUGCUGUGAAAGAAACAGAGCGGUGAAAUUGUUCUAAAGAUCAUCUUCACCGAGCAGGGAGAGGUUGUCACUUAUCAGCAUCAAACUAAACGAGAGCGGUUAAACCAUGCUGUAAAACGUGUAAGUGCUUUUUAUGUAUCUAAAAAUGUGUGUGCCGGUGGUUUAUUUGGGGAGUGUGUUUCUUUGUUCAGUCACUGGAAUAGUUUGUGAUCAGAUUUCAAUAAAUCUUUAAUAUUCUUGUGA